CGUAACAAAACUGCAUAAAUGUAUAAAAUUUAUGCAAUCCCGCUGGUUGGCACCGUACAUUCAGUUGAACACGGAAUUGCGUAAAAAAGCGACCACCACGUUUGGACAAAACAUGGCUAAACUGAUGAUCAACUCAAACUAUGGAAAAACAUUGGAGAACGUACGGAAACACCAAAACAUACAACUCGUGUGCAACCCGAAGAAACUGUCGAGGUUAGCGGCAAAACCGUCGUUUAGUCACACCACCGUAUUCAACAAAAAUCUGGUUGCAGUGCACAUGUACAAGGAGAAGAUCAAUUUUUACAAACCCAUUUUUAUUGGACAGGCUAUAUUGGAUAUAAGUAAAUGCAUAAUGUACAAGUUCCAUUACGAGGUUAUGAUGCCGUUGUACGGACCAGAGCGACUCCUACUCUGUUACAUGGACACCGAUAGUUUCAUUUACCUGAUAACGACCAACUGUUUCCACGAUGAUUUGAAAAAGUACUUAUUCGAAUAUUUCGACACGUCGAAUUACCCGAUCGACCACUCUUGUUACACCAAUCGACGAAAAAAACAACCGGGCACGUUUACCGAUGAAUGCAAGGGUAAGCAUAUGCAAGAAAUUAUCGCAUUGUUACCCAAAGUGUACGCUUAUUCAAUCGCUAUACAAAAUUACUACGACAGGUUGUUGGUUACGUGGCAAACGGACGAGGUGAAGCGAUUGAAAGGCAUGAGCAUGGGUGUGGUGAAACAUGAAAUCAAAAUGGUUGACUAUUUGAAUUGCUUGCGUGGUAAACUCAAGCAAACCCGUAGGAAAAUGUCCGUAAUACGCACGAAACACCAUAGUGUUUCGACAGUUGAAAUUAAUAAACUCGCGUUGGUCAACAACAACAACUACGAUAAGCGGGCGUUAAUCGGUGACGAAGGAGAGUAAAAGGACGUGUAUACAAAAGCGUGGGGGCAUUAUUCUCUAGGCAAUGACGACGACGACGAAGAAACAAAUUAACUCAAAAUUGUACAUUAGUUUUAUUUAAUAAAAUAAAUCAAUACAUUUUUUGUAAUUUUUUAACCAAUUUUUUUUUUAUAAAAAUAUGUAAAUAAAACAAUUACGAAUUAUCCGUUAACCAUUGUUUCAAACACAUUGCUUUAUACAAGCUACACAUUUCAUGAUUAUUUAUGUGACGAAUACAACGUGGUUGGAAUUCCACACAUAAUUUCCGCAGUGGUGGAC
Messenger RNA from Daktulosphaira vitifoliae (grape phylloxera), 1210 nucleotides. RefSeq lists its product as uncharacterized. The record is from RefSeq and is a predicted model, not a curated record. The transcript is spliced from 2 exons. NCBI's taxonomy places the organism in Eukaryota, Metazoa, Arthropoda, Insecta, Hemiptera, Phylloxeridae. Bases 32 to 913 code for a protein of 293 amino acids.